ACGAGUUGCAAGAAGAAUGGUGAUUGACAAUUAAAGAAAAAAGAAACAAUAAAAGCUCUGGUUUUUAGUUUUUAGUUUUUUUUUUUUUUUUUUUUUUUUUUUUUUUUUCGUUUGGGAAAUUUGAAAUUGAGUUGAAUUGUUAGAAAGACGAGAUUUUUGUAUUUUGGUUGCUGAAGUUCCUUGGUUUUUUUGGUUAAUAAUGGCGGAUCAUUCUGUUGGUCCAGCCAGUUUCUGGACUCAAGCUAAUGCUCUACUCAGAAAGAAUUUGACUUAUCAGAAACGCAACAUGAAUGCGAAUGUUCGGCUCAUUUUGUUCCCUUUCCUCUUGUGUUUGUUGCUUGUACUCAUUCAAUCAUUGGUUGACAAUGAAUUGGACAAGCCCAAAUUCAGAUGUGGUUGUUCUUGUAUUGAUACUAAUGGAGAUGGUCGGUGUGAGGAAGUUUGUGGAGUUCAAUUUUCAACUUUGGAUCAAGCUUCAAGUUGUCCAAUUGAAAGCCCGCCUGAAUGGCCUCCUUUGUUGCAAAUGCCAGCUCCUGAGUUUCGAGCUGUUAGAACUAAUUUCAAUCCAUUUAACGACUUACCAGAUGAAUCGUGUAGGCGGACUGGGACAUGUCCUGCAACUGUACUAUUCACUGGAACUAAUAAAACUCUUGGAGAAAUUCUGGCUGGAAGCAUGUUCACAAAUUCAUUCAAUCUGAAUUCCAACAAUGUUUCUGAUGGUAUAGCUUUUAAUGUGGUGGGCUCGAGCUCGAUGACUGAAAAUAACAAUUUUCUGGAGCCUGCUUUUGCUUCAGACCUUCCGUUGUAUAAUGUGCAACUUCAGUGCACAAGAAACUCUUCUCUGACUGUUCCUUUUCCUGUAUUAUCAGUUGCAAAGGCUCAAGAGAUUAGAUGUGUUCAAGGCUUACAUUUGUGGCGCAACACUGCUUCUGAGGUCAAUGAUGAGUUGUAUAAGGGAUUUCAUAAAGGAAAUUCAGAGGGGAAGGUUAAUGAAAUCCUUGCAGGUUUUGAUUUCUUAAACUCAAAUGCAAAUAACUUUAAUGUGACCGUUUGGUACAAUUCAAGUUUUAAAAAUGACUCUGGAAAUGCUUCUCCGGCAUUAUUGCGUAUUCCACGCUCGGUGAAUUUGGCAACCAAUGCCUACCUCAAACAUUUGCAAGGACCAGGUACAGAAAUUCCUUUUGAGUUCGUCAAAGAAAUGCCAAAGGCAGCAUCGAAGCUCAGGCUUGAUCUAUCUUCUUUGCUUGGCACUCUUUUCUUUACUUGGGUCGUUCUGCAGCUUUUCCCUGUUGUAUUGCAAUCACUGGUUUAUGAGAAACAACAGAAGCUGAGAAUCAUGAUGAAAAUGCAUGGCCUUGGUGAUGGGCCUUAUUGGUUGAUUUCUUAUGCAUAUUUCCUUACAAUAUCCGCCAUCUACGUGCUAUGUUUUGUGAUAUUUGGCUCAGUUAUUGGGUUGAAAUUUUUCAGAUUGAACGACUACAGCAUUCAAUUCGUGUUUUAUUUGCUCUACAUAAACUUGCAAAUUUCUUUGGCUUUUCUAACUGCAGCAUGGUUUUCAAAUGUCAAGACUGCUGCAGUCAUUGCUUACAUACUCGUAUUCGGAACGGGGCUUUUAGGCGGCUUCCUUUUUCAGUUUUUCCUUGAAGACCCAUCAUUUCCAAAUGCCUGGAUUAUUGUAUUGGAGUUAUUCCCUGGUUUUGCUUUGUAUCGUGGAUUAUACGAGUUUGCACAGUAUUCCUUCAAUGGAAACUUUAUGGGGACUGACGGAAUGCGUUGGGGGAACUUGAGUGACAAAUCUAAUGGGAUGCGAGAUGUCAUGAUUAUCAUGGUUGUGGAGUGGUUGUUGGUAUUUUUGGUUGCAUAUUAUGUAGAUCAAAUUUCAUCCUCUGGUGGUGGGAAAAGUCCUCUGUUUUUCUUGAGAAGGUUUCAGAAAAAGGCUGCCGCGUCUUUUCGGUUGCCAAGUUUACGGAAGCAAGGAUCUAAAGUAUUUGUUCAGAUGGAAAAGCCUGAUGUGAUUCAAGAGAGGGAGAAGGUCGAACAGUUACUACUUGAGCCAGAUGCGAGUCAUGCCAUCCUGUGUGACAACCUCAAAAAGGUCUAUCCAGGAAGAGAUGGAAAUCCUGAGAAGUUUGCUGUAAAAGGGUUAUCUCUUGCUGUUCCUCGAGGGGAGUGCUUCGGCAUGCUCGGUCCCAAUGGUGCAGGAAAGACCUCAUUUAUCAGUAUGAUGAUUGGCCUUACAAAGCCAAGUGCUGGUGCAGCUUAUGUCCAAGGUAUGGAUAUCCGGCACGAUAUGGAUAGGAUAUAUACCAGCAUGGGAGUAUGUCCACAGCACGACCUGCUAUGGGAACAACUCACAGGAAGAGAGCAUCUACUCUUCUACGGAAGACUGAAGAAUCUACGGGGUUCCGCACUAACUGAAGCAGUGGAAGAGUCUUUAAAGGGUGUCAAUCUAUAUCAUGGAGGAAUUGCAGAUAAACAAGCUGGGAAGUACAGUGGGGGUAUGAAAAGGAGGCUUAGUGUUGCUAUUUCACUAAUCGGAGACCCCAAAGUCGUUUACAUGGAUGAGCCAAGCACUGGACUUGAUCCAGCUUCAAGAAACAGUUUAUGGAACGUUGUGAAGCAUGCUAAGCAAGAUCGAGCUAUAAUUCUUACCACACAUUCCAUGGAGGAGGCCGAAGUCCUCUGCGACCGAUUAGGAAUCUUUGUCGAUGGUAGCUUACAGUGCAUAGGAAAUCCUAAAGAGCUCAAAGGUAGAUAUGGAGGAUCUUAUGUAUUCACAAUGACUACAUCUGAAAAUCACGAUGUCGACGUCGAGAACAUGGUGAAGAAUCUCUCUCCCAAUGCUAGCAAGAUCUACCACAUCUCAGGAACACAAAAGUUCGAACUUCCAAAACAGGAGGUCCGAAUAGGUGACGUAUUUCAAGCAGUGGAGAAUGCAAAGAGUAGGUUCACAGUCUUUGCUUGGGGGCUUGCUGACACAACAUUGGAGGAUGUGUUCAUUAAGGUUGCUCGAGGAGCCCAAGCAUCCAUUGAUCUUUCAUGAUCCUUAUUUCUCACAAAAUUUUCAUUCCACUGUUACUUUUUCUGCCAUUUGAAUCUCUAUAUGUUUGAAUCUAAUGUCACUUUUUUCUUUGAUAAUUUACAUGUAUAUAUAUAUAUAUAUAUAUAUACACUUCAUAUGAUUAUAAUACACAUUCAUAAUUAUUUACAUUUUUGUAAAUUUUGAUUGUUUGUAGAAAUAUUGUUGGUUA
Cucumis melo (muskmelon) is the source of this 3251-nucleotide messenger RNA. Its product is annotated as ABC transporter A family member 7-like. The transcript is spliced from 18 exons. The record is from RefSeq and is a predicted model, not a curated record. NCBI's taxonomy places the organism in Eukaryota, Viridiplantae, Streptophyta, Magnoliopsida, Cucurbitales, Cucurbitaceae. Gene Ontology annotation, cellular component: membrane; intracellular membrane-bounded organelle. The coding region runs from base 200 to 3043 and encodes 947 amino acids. Gene Ontology annotation, molecular function: ATP binding; lipid carrier activity; ATP hydrolysis activity. Gene Ontology annotation, biological process: transmembrane transport; lipid transport.